Exophiala spinifera is the source of this 1308-nucleotide messenger RNA. RefSeq lists its product as uncharacterized. The transcript is spliced from 2 exons. Lineage: Eukaryota; Fungi; Ascomycota; Eurotiomycetes; Chaetothyriales; Herpotrichiellaceae. Gene Ontology annotation, molecular function: FAD binding; monooxygenase activity. The record is from RefSeq and is a predicted model, not a curated record. Bases 1 to 1308 code for a protein of 435 amino acids.
AUGGGCUUCGAAGAUGCAAGAAUCGCCAUCGUUGGCGGAGGCCUUGGUGGCAUGUCCUUCGCCAACGCUGCUCUUCACGUUGGGCUCACGAAUGUCGAGCUAUAUGAGCAAGCACCACAGUUCACCGAGGUCGGGGCCGGCGUCAAUAUCACCCGAAAUGCCAACCGGAUCCUGGAUGCGUAUGGCCUUAAAGACUCUAUGCUGUGGAAGUCCUCGCGUAACCCACCGUGUUACAUGGAAUAUCGUCAAUACAAGACGGGUCAAUACCUGGGCCAAAUCGACGAGUUUGGUCAACCGGCGUCUCGGCAAAUUCAUCGAGCACAUCUACUAGAUGCACUGAAGGAACGGAUUCCAGACUCAGUCCUCAAUACCGGCAAAAAGCUCGUGUCUCUCAAAUACACAGGAUCCGAGUAUGAGCUGAGCUUCGAAGACGGCUCUACAGCCACGGCUACCGUUGUUAUUGGCUGCGACGGGAUCAAAUCGGUGAUCAGACAGCAUCUUGGUAUCACUGACUCCCCAAUCUACUCCGGCCAGGUGGUCUACCGGGGCUACGUACAGUAUAGCGAUUUGUCGCCGGAAGCCGCCGAGAUAUUUCGCAAAACUGUGGUUUUCCGUGGUCACCGUAAGCACAUUCUGACACUUCCCAUUGGGAAUGACGAGUCAAACACUGCCAGAAUCGGCGUUAUCGGCUUCAUGAGCGAAUCACUCAGCGAUUGGAAAUCCGAGAGCUGGAUGGCGACGGCGCCGAUUGAUGAACUACAAAAGCACUGUGAAGGCUGGGCCGGACCAAUUCAGGAACUCAUCCAGGGACUUCGGAAAUCAUCUCCAGAUGGCAGGAUGUUGAAGCAAGCCCUCUAUGUCCGAGCGCCGAUAGAUACUUGGUUCCAUGUCGAACAAUCCAACCAUUCGCAUGGUAUCGUUCUAUGUGGUGACUCCGUUCACUCGACAUUGCCGCACCAAGGUCAAGGUACAGGCAUGGCCAUUGAGUCUGGCAUCACCCUCGCCACUAUCCUGAAGAGCUGGAAAGCGGGUGAUGAUCUGAGGCCAGCAUUCCAGUUAUAUCAGGACAUUCGCAAACCACGGACUGACAAAGUCACAAAGACAAGCUACGAAGCUGGGCUGUUAGCAUCCGCUGAUUUGCCUGAAGGAUUUACCGACACCUUCAAGCCCGAACUCCUCAAGGAAAGAAUGAAGUGGAUCAUGGAGGCUGAUGUGCUGGAUGAUCUGUACCGACGAGGUGCGCCGUAUUUUGAGCCCAAGGAAUCGGAAGGUGAAGCAAACCCCAGUCCUGUACAAGCCAAUUUAUGA